Molecule: messenger RNA, 1215 nt
Organism: Rhodotorula graminis WP1
Lineage: Eukaryota; Fungi; Basidiomycota; Microbotryomycetes; Sporidiobolales; Sporidiobolaceae
Exons: 7
Coding region: 41-1117 (358 amino acids)
Biological process (GO): protein phosphorylation; positive regulation of transcription by RNA polymerase II
Cellular component (GO): transcription factor TFIIK complex; transcription factor TFIIH holo complex; cytoplasm
Molecular function (GO): ATP binding; RNA polymerase II CTD heptapeptide repeat kinase activity; cyclin-dependent protein serine/threonine kinase activity
Source: RefSeq, a predicted model, not a curated record
CCCUCGUCGUCGCGCCGCGCGAGGCCCCGUCCUCGUCGCCAUGGAGGCCGCCGAACUCGCAAACCAAGCCAUCCAACACAGCUACUCCAAGGACAAGAAGGUCGGCGAGGGUACCUACGCCGUCGUCUACCUCGGCAAGCAGCUCAAGACUGGCCGCAAGAUCGCCAUCAAGAAGAUCAAGGUCGGCCAGUUCAAGGACGGCCUCGACAUGUCGGCCAUCCGCGAGGUCAAGUUUCUGCGCGAGCUGCGGCACCCAAACGUCAUCGAGCUCCUCGACGUCUUCUCCAACAAGACCAACCUCAACCUCGUCCUCGAGUUCCUCGACACCGACCUCGAGGCCGUCAUUCGCGACAAGGCCCUCCUCUUCCAGAGCGCCGACAUCAAGUCGUGGAUGCUCAUGACGAUCAAGGGCCUCGACUUUUGCCACCAAAACUGGAUCCUCCAUCGCGACAUGAAGCCCAACAACUUGCUCAUCUCGGGCGACGGCGUCCUCAAGCUCGCCGAUUUCGGUCUCGCGCGCGAGUACGCCGACGAGGCGGCCAAGAUGACGUGCCAGGUCGUGACUCGGUGGUACCGGUGUCCUGAGCUCCUCCUCGGCGCCCGCUCGUACUCGACCGGCGUCGACAUGUGGGCGACCGGAUGCAUCUUUGCCGAGCUCAUGCUGCGCGUGCCGUUCAUGGCCGCCGAGAGCGACAUGGAGCAGCUCAACAUCAUCUUCACCGCGCUCGGGACCCCGACCGAGCAAGACUGGCCGGGCUUCGGCAAGCUCAGCAGCGGCGCGACGUUCGACCCGAAACCGCGCAGCGACCUCGGGUCGCUGUUCAGCGCCGCGUCGCCCGAAGCCAUCGACCUCCUCCACAAGACGCUCCUGUACGACCCUCGCAAGCGCAUCACCGCCCGCGAGGCGCUCCACCACCCCUACUUCCACACCUCGCCCCGCCCGACCCCGACUCGGCUCCUCCCGAAACCGACGGCCGAACUCGCGCCGCGCGCACUCCCGCCAGAAGAAGUCGGCGCUCCCGUCGGCAUGGGCAGCAAGAAGCGCAAGGGCGAGGGGUACGACGAGAUCCCGGGCGCGAAGAAGGUCGCGAGGCGGUUGGACUUUGGACAGGGUUAGUCGUCGUCGUCGGGUCGAAGGAGGGGGCCGAACGGCUGGGAGGCCCGUGUGUUGUACUUGAUACCCCCCUCGCAAUGUGCAUCUCUCCCUUGCUCGUC